AUGGAGCAAGUAGACGAAGUGGUCGGCAAUGUCACGUCAUGGUUCCGAAGGUUUGUGAUGAGUGCAUUGGAGCAUCAGCACGCGCCGUUACCACAAGACGACACGGACGAGGGCGUCGGCCGUACGUACCGCUUCAAUGGCGGCAUGCAAGAUGAAUCGCCCUGGUGGCUCAAAUGGUCCAGUACUGCGCCCCCCGGGUACGAUCACCGCGCGCCCCAGUUGCAGGACCAGCGCAGCGACGCGGGAAGCCAGGGGCAGGGGUAUGGCGGGCGGUAUGACGACGAGCGGGGCAGCCGAUAUGGCUAUGACGAUUAUGCACGGGAUCGACCAUAUGACCGAGAGAAGGAAGAGGAGGAGGCGCGGGAGAGGGAGAGGGCGGAGCGCAUACGACGAGAGGAGGAAGAGGAGAGAGCCCGCCAAAAGGCAGAGGAGGAGGCAGCAGCAGAGGCCGAAGCAGCAGCGGCAGCUGCAGCAGCGGCAGCAGCAGCAGCAUCGCCACCACCAGACCUGCUAUCCAUGGAAGAUGAUUUGUUGGGCCUCGGGACAGACGCAGGGCCGGGCGCUCUGGUGCUUUACAGUGCUCCUACUGCUGAUGACCUCAUUUCCAAGGCGUUCCAGCAGGAAAUCAGCCUACUGGACAUUGACACGGGCACAUCGGAAGCGUCUCUCCUAGAGAAGGUGAACUCGGUAGCUCCAAAGCAGGCGAAUGGGGAGGUCGAUCUGCUGGCUCUGGUGGAUGGGCCUGUGCCCGCGGGUGCUGCUGCUGCUGCUGGUGGGGGAGCAGGAGGGUUGGAUGCUACAAGUGGUGCGCUGGUGCUGGUGACACCCAUGAAGGGAUUCCAUGCCGCACCCACAAGGCACGGCAUAUGUAGUGCUUGUGAGCGGACUAUCGAUUCUGGGAGGUACCUGAUUGCUCUGAACCGUGACUGGCAUGCCGCCUGCUUCAAGUGCUGCCACUGCCGCCUGCCCAUCACUGAAAUGCAGUGCUCUGUGAAGGAAGGUGAUACUUACCACACCGAGUGCUACCGCCAGCUCUUCCACCCCAAAUGCUACGUCUGCGACACUUAUAUCGCCCCCAGCGACUCUGGCAUGGUGGAGUAUCGCCUCAACGACCUGUGGCACGCCAAGCACUGCGCCAAGCACAGCCCCUCCUCGGAUGGCUCCCCACUUUGCUCCGCCUGCACUCGCCUUCAGCCAAGCACAUGCACAAUGGUUGACAUUGGGGGUAACCGCAUGCUCUGCCCCGACUGUAACACCUGCUCGUGGCCCUCCCCCCCUGGCUCUGCGCUCUCCGCCCUCACUUCCUCCUCCUCUUCCUCCCUGGGAACUCUAGUCAUAGACUCCGCUGAAUGCGCCCCCCUCUUCGCCUCUGUGUUGAGUUUCUUCGAGGAGGUGGGGUUGGGAGCGGUGCUGAGGGGUGCAGUGGGCGACGAGCUUCCGGUGGUUACUGCUGGCGUGGCGGCGUUACAAGCUGCUGCUGAGGGCGAGAGACAGGGUUCAUCUCGCCUGGCGGUGGUGCCUGGAGUGUGCCUCACUCAAGAAACCACCAUUCAAACAGUUGUACGAGCACCAGGGUCAACAGCAACAGCCUUUGCAGGCAUCUCGCAUGAAGCCAAGACACUCACGCAUGUCAACUCCACUGCAGUCUCGGGCAUCGCCAUUCUCUACGGCCUCCCAGCACCUCUGGCCGGGGCAGUCAUAGCCAAUCGCCUCAUGCAUGCAUGGUUCAUCCUCGAUGGUGCUUUCUCAGCGCUUCUCUCAGAGAUCGAAGAGGCCAUGUGCCAAGUCAUGGCACACCUCUCUGCCCUCAGAGAUCGAGAAGGCGAUGUGCCAGGUGAUGGCGCACAUGUGGUUACAGCAUUACCAGCAGCAGCUCAAGAGCCCCUCUCCCUUUCCCUUCUCUUCCUCCUUUUUCCCUCAGGUGCAUUCUCAGCGCUGCCCUCGGAAAUCGAGGAGGCCAUGUGCCAGGUGAUGGCGCACCUGUGGUUACAGCGUUACCAGCAGCAGCUCAAGAGCCCCUCACCCUUCCAGUCAGGCUUCAUCGAAUUCUGCCUCACCCGCAUUGCUUCCGACCCCUCCCCCGCUCUGCUCGACUCGUUCCGCUCUGCCUACUCUGCUGUGGGCCUGCUUGCCACCAUCCAAACACUCCGCAUGUCCAACACCCUUCCUGCUACCUAG
Molecule: messenger RNA, 2178 nt
Organism: Closterium sp. Naga37s-1
Lineage: Eukaryota; Viridiplantae; Streptophyta; Zygnematophyceae; Desmidiales; Closteriaceae
Source: the annotation of a GenBank genome assembly